Messenger RNA from Talaromyces proteolyticus, 2189 nucleotides. RefSeq lists its product as uncharacterized. The coding region runs from base 342 to 2048 and encodes 568 amino acids. The transcript has a single exon. The record is from RefSeq and is a predicted model, not a curated record. NCBI's taxonomy places the organism in Eukaryota, Fungi, Ascomycota, Eurotiomycetes, Eurotiales, Trichocomaceae.
CGCUGCAUAAAGGCUGUCAGCCUACUCGCAUGUGGUGUUUCCUAAUUAUUUACGUCGAACCCUCAAGGCUCAAGUUUAGCCAGCCACCUUCAGCACCUACUAAUCUAUCUAGGGAAGAAUAAGCGAUAGCGGCAUGUGCGCUCUUGCUGCAGUCUUUUCUAGGAAACACAACCUGAACUUUUCAAUGUUCCAUUCCCAAGCGGAUGCUGACUGCUAGAAAUAUGUUCCCUCGCUGUAGCAAGUAUCGGGGACUUUAACAUUGAUUUUUCUAGGAUUAUGCUGUUUUCCUUGCGCCUCUUACACUGAUAAUACUCUUAUUAUUGCUGAGAUCUUUGCCAAUCAUGAGUGAAAAGGUUGAACCUUCAAAGCCAUCGCCAGCGGCGGCAGAAGAGGUUAAGCACGAAGCAGUUCCGGCCAAGAAUGACUCUCCCAAUCCAGCGCGACCAAAAAAAGCCCUUCAAACCACGCCUCUCCUCCUCGUGCACACGGCUGGGAGCAUCGCAUUGGCGUUAGUGCUCGUUUAUGCGGUCGAUGGAUAUAACGCUGGUGAUGAUUCCACACCGCAUUAUGUUGAUGGAAAGCUUCUUCUUCGAUCGUCAGAUGUCACAACCUUGGUUUCGGCCGCAUUGGUUUUUAUCAAGUUCUUCACCACGUCCUGGGCAGCUAUUGCGACCUGGAGAGGUGCGUGGGAACUGACCCAGUCGAACACAGGGCUCAGCUCGAAGCAGGUGUCGUUCAUGACGAGAUAUAAGCUACUUCCUUGGAUGAGACCUCCCUUCGGGCUACCAAGGGGUCGUCGCAGUUGGGCAGUAGCCGUUUUUCUUCUCUGUUCCUUUCCCCAGCCAUUUAUAGCCCCUCUUCUUUCCGGUGCGGUGAACUGGAAUCCAUCUCUCGUCGCCGGUCCGCAAACAGCGGCUGUACCCGUGAAUUCGACAAACCCAACUGCAAGUGAUUCUUACUGGUCUCAAUACACGGUUUUCGGUUACCCAACCAAGAGGACUGACGUCCUUAGACAGGCUCUAGGGUAUGCUAAUAUAGCUUGGUCAGACACCACAACCGCCUCUACCAACGGAACCUCUUUGAGAGGCAAUGGGUGCCGUCACGUCGUGAAUUCUAACGGUCUUCUAGAGAAUUCAACACUGACAAAUGUUGUUGUACCUUGCAUCAAAAUACAGAAUAUAAAUUGGGCAAUGGCAGCAGCGGAGGUCCCAGAUGCGGCUUUUUCUCAAGCCACUACGUACGACUGGCAAACGAGUGUCUUGAACGACACACUUUCCUACUACACGAAUCCAGGGCAUGCCAUCUUAUUUGAUGUCAAUAAUUUGUGGUACAAAAAAGAUUAUGAGUCGAACUCGUUUCCGACGGCAAGCAAAGUCUCAGGGCCCAACUCUCUAGCUCUCAUCAUCGCCAACCAGUACUCGCAUUGUCAGAACCUCACACCAAACCAGUUUGGCGAUGUGAACAGCUAUCCGCAGUUCAAGACUUAUUGGGCACUUGGUAGUUGUUAUCUGUUUGCCAAUGUGACCAUAGAGGCCGGCGUAACAACUAGCCAGCUAAGCAAAUAUAUCUCGCCGCGAGUUAUUGAAGACCAGACUCCUCUUGACGACGCCACUAUAGAUCCCAACACAUGGUCACAAGAGGCUGUCUGGCUUCUUCCAGAUGUAAUGACUUCGCUUUCUCAGAUGAACUCUACUCUGCUCCCAACCUGGAACAACCUAGACCUAUAUGUCGAGACUCUUAUCCGUCAAAGUUAUUUGGCCGCGUGGGACAGCUUCCAUAAUAAUUGGGAUACAGGCGGCACAAUAUCUCUUGCGAUCCCCCAGCAAGCGAGAGUCCAAGCCAAGGUCUCUCAUGCACGCGUGUAUUCAUGGCUGGCUAUAUCUCUAUUGGAGACUGUUGGUGGAAUCUUCUUAAUCUACCUGCUCCUGAAUCCAGGCUCGCUGCAAGAGCCAGAUCUACCGGGGAAAAUAAUUUCCGAGCAGGUCAAGGAGGCCAAGGCUGCUGGGAAAAAAAUCAUGGACAAUCUGUCCGAUUUGAGCUUUUUUUAAGCUUUUGGAAGAUUUUGAAUUGUGUUUGUGUUAGGUGGCGCUUUAAUGGAUGCCAUUCCACGUUUUGGUCCUAUGAUGUAUUUCGCAGCGAGCGACAUAUACAAUUGAGUGACGCACCCGCAAUACCCAUAUAAAACUGAC